Messenger RNA from Penicillium brevicompactum, 2076 nucleotides. RefSeq lists its product as uncharacterized. The transcript has 2 exons. Gene Ontology annotation, cellular component: nucleolus. The record is from RefSeq and is a predicted model, not a curated record. NCBI's taxonomy places the organism in Eukaryota, Fungi, Ascomycota, Eurotiomycetes, Eurotiales, Aspergillaceae. Gene Ontology annotation, molecular function: mRNA binding. The coding region runs from base 1 to 2076 and encodes 691 amino acids. Gene Ontology annotation, biological process: regulation of translation.
AUGGCUGGAUUGAAGCGUGCUGUCGACGGCAGCGAGGAGCGCAAUGGCAAGCGCAGCAAGACCAAGGAAGGUUCCGCAUCCAAGAAGUCCAAGUCCACAGCGCCCGUGAAGAAGUCAAGCUCUUCAUCAAAGGAUUCCAAGAAGGACUCGAAAUCCAGCAAGAGCGACAAGAAGCCCUCAAAGAAGGUCCAGAAGGAAGAGUCCGAGGAUGAAGACGACUUUGACAUCGACGAUGUUUCCGACGAAGAUAUUGAUGCCCUUGAUGCCCUUUCAGACGACGAUGUUGUGAUGGACGAAGCGAACGAUAAGGAAGAGGAGGAACCCGAGUCUGACGAGAAGGAGCAGAACCAGCCCCCAAAGAACCCCAACAACAACUCCCGCGAGUCUCACAUCAAGCAAAAGGCGCUCCAACAAGAGCGCAAGGCCGCCAAGCCCAAUGCCGAUACCGUCGCCCGGUCCAAGAAGCUUUGGGAGCAGCUGCGCCGCAAGUCCCACGUCCCACUGGAGGAGAGAAAGAAGCUGGUCAAGGAACUGUUCGAGAUCAUCACCAACCGAGUCCGCGAUUUCGUCUUCAAGCACGACUCCGUCCGAGUUAUCCAGACCGCCCUCAAGUACGGUAACCUCGAGCAGCGCAAGCAGAUCGCGCACGAGCUGAAGGGCACUUACAAGGAACUGGCGCAGAGCCGAUACGCCAAGUUCUUGGUCGGAAAGUUGAUUGUGCACGGAGACGAGGAGACCCGCGAUUUGAUUAUUCCAGAGUUCUACGGCAAUGUCCGACGUCUCAUUCGCCACGCUGAGGGUUCAUGGAUUCUCGACGAUAUCUACCGCCAGGUUGCCAGCAAGGCUCAGAAGGACAGACUUCUCCGCGAGUGGUACGGUCCCGAGUUCGUCAUUUUCCAGAACGAGGGCGAGACAUCUUCCGACUUGGGCAAGAUUCUCGAAGCUCACCCCGAGAAGCGUGGACCUAUCAUGAACUACUUGCGUGAGAUGAUCAACCAGCUGGUGCAGAAGAAGAGCACUGGAUUCACUAUGCUCCACGACGCUAUGCUGCAAUUCUUCCUCAACACAAAACCCGGCAGCAAUGAAGCCAACGAAUUCAUUGAGCUGCUGAAGAGUGACGAGGAGGGUGAUCUGGUUAAGAACUUGGCUUUCACCAAGUCCGGUUCUCGCCUGAUGUCACUGUCUUUCGCAUACGCCAACGCCAAGGACCGCAAGCUCCUUCUGCGAUUCUACCGUGACACCGUUAAGGCCAUGGCCGGUGACCUCCACGGCCACCAGGUCAUUCUUGCUGCUUACGAGGUCAUCGAUGACACCAAGCUGAGCGCCAAGUCUUUCUUCCCCGAGCUGUUGAACCAGAACGACCCCGAGGAGGCCCGCAAUGAGGAGCUUUGCUUCCAGGUCAACGACCUGACUGCCCGUAUCCCCGUACUAUAUCCCUUCGCCGGUGACCGCGUCAAGUGGCUGCUUCCCGAAGCCGACCAGAAGGUCCUUGAGGAAGUCCGCGAGGUCCGCAAGGAGACCUCCAAGAAGGAUGCCAACGUGCGUCGCCAAGAACUUGUCAAGGUGGCCUCCCCCACACUACUCGAGUUCAUUGCCGCUCGCGCAUCUACCCUCCUCGAGACCACCUUCGGAUGUCAAUUCCUGUCCGAGGUCCUGUUCGAGGCUGACGGUGAUAAGACCGCCGCUCUGGCCGCUCUUGCCGUUGCUGCCAAGGAGCACACCGAGGCCCGGGACACCGCCCACGCUGGUCGUCUCCUCAAGUCUCUCGUUCAGGGAGGACGCUUCAACCCUGCGACCAAGAGUGUCGAGAAGGUGGAGCCGGCGUUGAACUUCCACGGCGUGCUUUACGACCAGAUCAAGGAUGAGGUCGUGGAAUGGGCGACUGGAGCCAACCCCUUUGUCAUUGUUGCGCUGGCUGAGUCCGAAGACUUUGAGAAGAAGAGCGAGCUGCUCAAGACUUUGAAGAAGAACAAGAAGGCGCUGGAGCAGGCCUCUGCGUCGGUGGUUGAGAAAGACGGAAAGAAGAAGCCUAGCCCGGCCAGCAGCGGUGCUAAGCUUCUGCUGGAGAAGAUCUAA